Sitophilus oryzae (rice weevil) is the source of this 4250-nucleotide messenger RNA. Its product is annotated as monocarboxylate transporter 14-like. Gene Ontology annotation, molecular function: monocarboxylic acid transmembrane transporter activity. The coding region runs from base 575 to 2698 and encodes 707 amino acids. The record is from RefSeq and is a predicted model, not a curated record. NCBI's taxonomy places the organism in Eukaryota, Metazoa, Arthropoda, Insecta, Coleoptera, Curculionidae. Gene Ontology annotation, biological process: monocarboxylic acid transport; transmembrane transport. The transcript has 8 exons.
CAUUAAAACAGUGAGUGACAUCCAGGUACAGAUUAAUGUCUGUUACAUAAAUAUCGUUUAAUAUUUCAUAAUUUCGAAUGCUACUAUAAAUAUAUAAUGUUUAUAAACAAAGUAUUAUUACAAAACAGAAGUAAAUUCAAUUGAAAAUUACCGCUGACCUUGAAGGUAAAAAUUAAACGAGUAUCCAAAUUUGUUUCAUAACUGGUUUUGAAGUCAUUGGUAUAGGCAAAGAAGAUACGUGUGUUCUUAUUGAUCAAUUAUUAUGCUAGGAUUUUUCCAUACGAUGAUAUUGCUCUACCAAUUUUGAAGAAAGUCUGACAAUUCAAUUAGUCCAAUUUCUCAAAGAGAACAUCCAAAGUUCCGGUACUUGAUGAGAAAUCACAGGAAUAAACGCAUCUUGUCUACAAUUCCAAACAUCCAAAUAGGACGCGAUCCAAAACUAAAUUUCCAAGGCUGGUCCAAACGCUGGAUUAGAAGCUCCAAGCUGUUUAGUUUAUACAUUAUACCAGUCAAUUGAAUCGAAAAAAAUCGACAAUAAUUAUUUUUGCCUACUACGAAAAGGUAUUAAUAGAUCAUGGAAACCAGCAAACGUGCACCUACAGUAUCCAUGUCUGCAGUGGUACCUUCCUUAGAACCUUUGCCAGCUUCGAGCUGCGUUGUGCCAAUUGACAAGGAAAGAAAUGAUCUGAAAAUUGAAAGGAAUACUCUUUCCAGGUCUUCAUCUCUAAGUUCAGAAGAUGAAGAUAAACCUGACAUCCCUGAUGGAGGAUGGGGAUGGGUUGUUGUUUUUGCUUCGACUGUUCUCUCUAUGAUUGCUGACGGAGUUGCAUUUUCCUUUGGACUACUUUACGUAGAAUUUCUUGAAGAAUUUGGUGCUUCUAACAGUGCCACUUCCUGGAUCGGAAGUUUAUUCAUGGCAGUACCACUUCUAACAGGUCCAAUAAUGAGUGGCUUGGUUGAUAAGUUUGGAUGCAGAUGGAUGACAAUCGUUGGGGCCCUGAUAUCCGCUUUAGGAUUUAUAAUUAGUUCAAACUGUUAUUCUUUAGGAAUUAUGUACCUUACCUUCGGAGUUCUAUCAGGUUUAGGACUGGGGUUAAUUUACGUAACCGCAGUGGUAUCGAUAGCCUUUUGGUUUGAUAAAAAACGCACAUUAGCUGUAGGAUUGGGAGCCUCUGGAAUAGGAAUAGGAACAUUUGUGUUUUCACCAUUGACCACCUUCCUAAUCAACAAGUACGAAUGGAGAGGAACUACUUUAAUUCUAGGAGGUUGCUUUUUAAACAUGUGCAUCUGCGGUAUGCUCAUGAAAGAUCCAGAUUGGCUCAUUGAACAGAACAAAAAAUCUUCAAAGAAGUCACAUAAAUCCAGUAAAGCUAGUUUAGAGAUGACAACAUUUUCACAGAGCCCUGCUAUUAACGUUGAAAAACUGAAACAUAUAUUAACAAGUGGAAAAGAUGUUGAAUUUCUGUUACAUACGGUGGAAACAACUGUAGAAAAUAACGAAGAAAAAGAUAAAUUACAGAAAUAUUUCACAUCCACUCUGAAUUUACCAACGUUUAUCAAUGAAAACGAAAAGAUUCCGCCAGAAGUUUUGAAACUUUUAACUGAAAACGAUGUUAUUCAACAGUAUUAUCCUAGUUUAUUUUUAAACAAGCCUAGCUCAGUUCGUCGGUUAAAUAGUGUUGAAAAUGGCUCCAAAUAUGUUAAUCCUAAUUCUUUCAAAGAAGCCAAAUCUCAAUGGUCCGAUUCAAAACAAGUAUCGUUGCCUGAACAAGAUGAGGCAUUGCCCCAUGAUCCUUUAUUACAUGGGAAACAUUCUAAAGCACCAAGACACUCCUUGAGUAAGAAAGGUGCAGUUCUUGGUACUAAUCGUUGGGCAUCUUCUAGUUGUCCAAACAUACACAAAAGUUCUAUGAAAGCAUAUUCUGUUGAAAAAGACGAAGAGAAAUGGUACGACGAAUUAGUUGAGUUAGUAAAGGGCAUGUUCGACUAUUCUUUGUUCUUAGAAUUACACUUUUUCUUGUUAUCUUUAUCGACUAUAAUCCUUUUUGUUUGGUUUAUAGUGCCGUAUUUUUAUGUGGCAGAGCUUAUGCUUAAGCAUCAAUACACCAACGAGGAUGCUUCAUUUACAAUAUCGAAUAUUGGAAUUGCUAGCACUAUUGGAAUGAUAUUUUUCGGUUGGGCUGGUGACAGACCAUGGAUGAAUAUAACCAAGACAUACGCCAUCAGUCUUGUACUAUGCGGAAUAUCGAUAGGAGGAAUCAUGAUGUUUGUUGAAAACUUUAUUGUAAUGCAGAUAUGUGCUUCAAUGUUUGGUUUCUUUUUGUCCAGCCAUUAUUCCUUUACACCGGGAAUUUUGGUAGAAAUGGUACCACUGGAAAGCUUCACCGUUGCAUAUGGUUUGCAACUGUUAUGCAUGGGUAUCGGUAUGCUACUGGGACCACCAUACGCAGGACUUUUAUAUGACAUAACAGGAAACUGGAAACAGUCAUUCUACCAAGCUGCAGUUUGGACUAUACUUUCUGGUAUAUUUAUUGGACUGAUUCCUUACACUAAGAAUAAGAAAAUGAUUGGAAAAGGACCAGUUGAAAAAGAAAUUGAAGAUUCUGAGAAUAGGGCUCUUCCUAUAAUACUUCAAGUUCUUAUUAUGUUGGCCUUAUGCAUUCUUUUAGCAUAUAUGACUGGAGUUGCUCUAUUAUAAAUAUAUACAUUAUAUAUAUAUAUAUAAAGAUUUUUUGUACACUUCUGAUAAAUUAAACUACAUUUGCACAAAAAUAAAUUUAUUUCCAUAUAGACAAAACUAAGGAAAUGUUAAUAAUAAAAAAAUAUUUUGAUGAAAAGAAACAUGUAAAAAAUACAAUAGAAUACAGAGUUAUACAAGCCUAGAUAAUAUAGAGUUAUACAAGCCUGGUCAAACUAAAUUUGUAGUCUGGAUAAGUUAUCCUAAUAAAAAUUAAUUAUGUUAAAAAGAGACAAAAAUUAGGUUGGUAUUAUUUAUUCUUAUAGCAUAUUUAACUAGAGUUGCUCUGUUAUUAAUAAAAUGCUAGUAGUAAAUAUAAUGUGUUUCUGUUAGUUGAUUCAGUAACAUAUAGAAUGAAAUAAUCUUAAACAUUUAUAAAUUAUAUGAAUUUUCAAUAUAGAAACCAAACAGGAAUAUUUUUAAUUAAUAAAACUGCUUAGUUAACUUAAAUAAUCCUUGUUUAUUUUGUAUAUUCUCAGAAGAAUCGUCUACUGAAGUAUGAACAAUACUAGACUACAUAUUAAUCUGUCAAUACUUAUAAUAAUCUGAUAUAAGCACUUUAAAUCAUUGCUUUGAUGCUAAACGUCUUUCAGGAGAAAAAAAUGUUUUUAAAAUUUUGAAAAUUAUUAGAUUAGUUAAAUAGCAUCUAAGAAAAGGCUUAGGUACUUCAGUUAAAUACUUAAAACACCCAAAAAAAUCUAUUGAUAUACCGUCGACCUAGAUAUAGGAAAUCCCACGUAAAUUUUAAACAUGACGAAUAAACGUUUUCUAUUUUAUUUUUAGAUAAGCUUGUGCGAAACUCCCUAGUGAACUCAUUAAAAUUAAGUAAAUUAGUUAUUACAAAGCAUUUUUUUAGUUACAAAAAACAAAUAUUACCAAAUUUUAAACAUCAUGAAAAAUAUUAUAUUAGAUAUGGUUUUCUUCUUCUAUGCAGGUCCACUGAGAUUAAAGGCGCGUUUACAGGUUCAAGUGUAUUGAUCAAGUCACUUGAAUUCAAUUCGCAUGAAUGCAUUAUGACCGUCUAAACUUGACAAAUCAUGUUAAUUGAAGAAAAUUCUGGGAAAUUUAUUAAUAUUUAUGAAAAAUAUGAAUGCAUAUGGAAUAUAACAGCCUGAAAUACUAAAUUAGUUAAAGAAGAGUAAAUUCUAGAUUAAGCUGUUUCUAGCUUAAACCAGCCUAAGCUUUCUAGCCAGUUUUUUUUAGCUUUUUAGCUAACAAAUAACGUUACGCAUUAAUGUGUCUUGUUUUUUAAGUUCCAUUUGCUUUUCCAACUUUUUCCAACAAAAAAUGACAGUACUGUCGACAGUAUCUGAGACGGCUCCGUCAGGCUCGUCAGGGACUAGUGCACCAUCUCCGAUAUCAAUCGUACGGAUCAGACGUUGAGGCGCACUCAGUGAUGAGGUGUUCCGAUGUUUCCCCAUUUUCCCUACAGAAUCUGCAGUCGCCGUUAUUUCUUAGCUUCGUUCCUUUUAAAGACUAGUGUUACAUAAGACAAGAAUUCUUGUUUUUAAAA